This is a messenger RNA of Morus notabilis, 1941 nucleotides long. Its product is annotated as acetate/butyrate--CoA ligase AAE7, peroxisomal. Bases 100 to 1803 code for a protein of 567 amino acids. NCBI's taxonomy places the organism in Eukaryota, Viridiplantae, Streptophyta, Magnoliopsida, Rosales, Moraceae. The record is from RefSeq and is a predicted model, not a curated record. The transcript is spliced from 3 exons.
CUGUCGUUCUCCAUUUCGCCACCAAAAAACCAAGAGAGAGAGAGAGAGAGAGAGAGAGAGAGAGAGAGAGAGGUGAGAGAGGAGAGCAGAGCCGGGGAGAUGGCGGUGGGGAGAGACAUAGACGAUCUUCCGAAGAACGACGCCAACUACACGGCGCUGACGCCGAUGUGGUUCCUGGAGAGAGCGGCUACGGUGCACCCCACCAAGCCUUCCUUGGUGCAUGGAUCUCGACGCUACACGUGGCUCGACACUUACCGUCGAUGCCGCCGAUUGGCCUCUGCUCUCUCCGCUCACUCCAUCGGCCUCGGUUCCACGGUAUCGGUAAUUGCACCAAAUGUUCCGGCCAUUUAUGAAGCACAUUUUGGCGUACCAAUGGCUGGAGCAGUGGUAAACUGCGUGAAUGUUCGUCUGAAUGCGUCAACCAUUGCAUUCCUUCUCGGCCAUUCUUCAUCCGCAGCUGUGAUAGUGGAUCAAGAGUUCUUUUCCUUGGCUGAGGAAGCCUUGAAAAUCUUAACGGAGAAAAGCAAGGGCCAUUACAAGUCUCCGCUUCUCGUUGUCAUAGGCGACGAGGGCUGUGAUCCCAAGACUCUCGAGCACGCGCUGAGUAGAGGAGCCAUUGAGUAUGAGAAGUUCCUAGAGACUGGUGACCCUGAGUUUGCUUGGAAGCCACCAGAGGAUGAGUGGCAGAGCAUUACCUUGGGCUACACUUCUGGCACAACAGCAAGCCCGAAGGGUGUCGUGUUGAGCCACCGUGGGGCAUACCUGAUGUCGUUGAGUGGAGCCCUUGUUUGGGGGAUGAAUGAAGGAGCAAUAUACUUGUGGACUCUACCAAUGUUCCAUUGCAAUGGUUGGUGCUACCCUUGGACUCUAGCUGCUCUUUGUGGCACAAGCAUAUGCCUUAGACAGGUUACAGCAAAGGGAGUUUAUUCAGCCAUAGCCAAGCAUGGAGUGACUCACUUUUGCGCGGCACCAGUGGUGCUCAACACCAUAGUCAAUGCGCCACCGGAGGAGGCAAUCCUUCCUCUCCCUCACACCGUGCACGUAAUGACAGCCGGUGCUGCCCCACCCCCAUCCGUCCUCUUUGCAAUGUCUGAGAGGGGCUUCAAGGUGGCCCACACUUAUGGUCUCUCCGAAACGUAUGGCCCUUCCACCAUAUGUGCCUGGAAGCCUGAAUGGGACUCACUUCCUCCCGAGACACAAGCCCGUUUGAAUGCACGCCAAGGUGUCCGGUACAUUGCCUUGGAAGGUCUUGAUGUCAUCAACAGCCGAACAAUGCAACCCGUCCCUGCAGAUGGAAAGACCAUCGGAGAGAUCAUGAUGCGCGGGAAUGCUGUUAUGAAGGGCUACUUGAAGAAUCCGAAAGCCAACGAGGAAACUUUUGCCAACGGGUGGUUUCACUCGGGAGAUCUUGCUGUGAAACACCCUGAUGGGUACAUAGAAAUCAAGGACAGAUCAAAGGACAUCAUCAUCUCUGGGGCUGAGAACAUAAGUAGCGUGGAGGUUGAGAACAUCAUGUAUUUGCACCCUGCAAUACUAGAGGUGUCUGUGGUGGCCAGGCCCGACGAGCGGUGGGGCGAGUCUCCUUGUGCCUUUGUGACACUGAAGCCCAAUGUAGACAAAUCGAAUGAGCAACAUUUAGCAGAAGAUAUCAUGAAGUUUUGCAGGUCCAAAAUGCCUGCCUAUUGGGUUCCCAAAUCUGUGGUAUUUGGGCCAUUGCCAAAAACCGCAACCGGGAAAAUACAGAAGCAUUUGUUGAGGGCCAAGGCUAAAGAAAUGGGGCCUCUCAAGAAGAGCAAGUUAUAAUAAAAUCAAUCAUGGUGACGAAAUAAAAAGAGAGUAAUCUUCAUAAUAACAAUCUUUAUCUUUGUUAUUUAUGUCCUUGUUAGACAAUGUAUGAGACCUUGUAAUCUACCUUAAUGUAUUAAAGCUUUUGUUAUGAGA